GAGUAAUUGUCAGUUAGUCCAUUGGUGCCACUGAGCUGGGAGCAGUGUCACCACGUGACUCCUCUAGUGAAGGCCUGCUGUUUGUUCAGCUAGAGAGGCAGAGAAGAAGAAAAAUGGCGGCUUUAGGCGAACCCAAACAGGACGCCGGGCUAACAUUUUGAGCUUUCACACCCGAAAAAACAAAGGGGUAUCACGGGGUUACUGCACCGUUUGAAUCCCCACCGGUCCAGCUUCGUGGCGGUGCUGCUUUCGUUCGCGUCCGUAUAGGCUAAAUAAACGCAAAAAACUGUGAUUGUAAAAUAACAGAUUUCGCCUAUCAUGAGAGGGAAAAGAGGCAGGCCGCCCAAAUCGCUACAAGCCGAGGAGCCGUCACCAGCUACGGCCCGGGGCUUGCGACCCAGAAGGAAUCUGAAGCCCAGGUUGCGGGAUAGCGGGGAUGAGGAGAGCCCCACAAGGGAGAACACCAAGCCAGCCAGAAAGAAGAGAGGGGGAUCCGGCACGUCAACACGGGGCAGGGGACGAGGUAGAGGUGGCGGCGGUGGCAGAGGAGGCAGAGGGGGUCGUGGAGGAAGGCGGACGGCUGCGUCCAAAACUGUGGUGUACGACGACCACGAGAGUGACGAGGAGGACGAUGCUGUUAGUUUGAGGUCGGAAGAGGACGAGUUUAUUGAGGAGGAACCUCAGUCCGAAGAGGAUGAGGCCCUCAAAGAGGACUCUGAUUGCCUUGAAGAUGAUGUGCUGGACGACGAGGAGGAUGAUGCCAGCUCCUGUACAGAGAGUAGCUUUCGGAGUCAGAGCACGCACACCAGCACUCCGGGGAAGAAAAAAGUACGGGCCCCUCGGCCUCGCACUCCCAUUCUGGAGGAGAAGGAGAUUCCUCCUCUUGAACUUCCUGACACCUCUGAGGAUCUCCUGGUGCCUAAUGAGGAGCUGCUCAAUGCCACCUCAAUUUAUGAGGUGCUACGGAACUUCAGCACGGUGCUGCGUCUCUCCCCUUUCCGCUUUGAGGACUUUUGUGCAGCACUGGUAGGCCAGGAGCAGUGCACUUUAAUAGCAGAGACCCAUAUUUCCCUUUUGAAGGCCAUCCUACGUGAGGAGGACUCCUCCAACACUACCUUUGGCCCCGCUGACCUCAAGGACAGUGUCAAUUCCACUCUGUACUUUAUUGAUGGCAUGACAUGGCCUGAGGUGUUGCGGGCAUACUGUGAGAGUGACCGGGAGUACCAUCAUGUCCUUCCACACCAAGAGGUGGAUGAGUAUCCUUACGGUCCUCUUGAAAGUAAGAUCAAGGUGCUACAAUUCUUGGUGGACCAGUUUCUCACCACCAACAUCGCCCGUGAGGAGCUGGUGUCUGACGGCAGCAUGCAGUAUGAUGAUCACUGCCGUGUGUGUCAUCGCCUGGGUGACCUGCUCUGCUGUGAGACCUGCUCAGCAGUCUACCACCUGGAGUGUGUGAAACCACCGCUUGAGGAGGUUCCAGAGGACGAGUGGCAGUGUGAGAUUUGUGUGGCACACAAAGUGCCUGGUGUCACAGACUGUAUGACAGAGGCACAGAAAAACAGGCCCUACAUCCGCCAGGAGCCCAUUGGAUAUGACCGGCACCAGAGGAAAUACUGGUUCCUAAACAGAAGGAUUAUUGUCGAGGAGGAUGGGGAGCACGAGAAGAAAAAGAUCUGGUACUACAGCACCAAGGUGCAGCUGGAAGAGCUCAUGGGCUGCCUGGAUAAAGAGUACUGGGAGAUGGACCUGCAUGCCACUCUGGAGGAGAUGAAGGAGGAAGUACAAGCUCACAUGGACAUCACAGAAGACCUUACCAUAAAAGCCCGUGGAAGCAAUAAAGCCUACCUCACUGCUGUCAAUGAUGUGAUCAUGGAGCAUGUGAAGGUCAGGCGGGAGGCACAGGAAGCGAAGAGGCGAGCAGAGGACCCAAAGCAGGAAGCAGAAAUGGGCUCCGUUAAAUCAGCAGAGGACACUGCUGCGUUUACUUCGCAGCUUGACGACAGAGAACACAAAGACACUGAGCCUAAGGAAGAUGGUAGUUCCCAAGCAGCCUCAGUUCCCCCUGCUGAAGAGGAGAGCUGUGUGUCGGAUCCUAACAACGGCUCAGCCUUCCAGGACUCAGCUGUGCCUAAAGCAGAAAGCCCUGAAUCAAAUGAGGAAGAGAAGCCUGCUCAGUCUUGGAGCCAGGAGAAUGAGGAGUCCCCCCCAGUGGCAAAGCAGAAACGGACAGUAGAAUCUAGCAACGAAGUCGCACACCCUGACGACUUGCAGGCACAAACCCAAGAUCAGUCACAGCAGCAGUCGUUGCAACCACAGGCGAGUAGUUGCAGCAGCCAAGUUUCUGGAUCUGGGAGCAUCAGGAAACCAGACCUGCCUGACCUGGCUGAUCGGUCCUCGCAGUCCUCUUUUACUAGCCAGGAUGUGACAGAGGAGAGGAGAGCAGCAAGACAGGAAUUGAAUAACCAAACGCCCAGAGGCAGCAAAGAGUCAUCCCCUGUACACUCCGAUGGAGAAUCUUCGCGACUCAGCUUCUUGAAAAGGGACCUGACAGUGAAUCUGAACAGCUUGUUCAAACUGGGCCAGGAGGGCAAAUACAGGGUUUACCACAACCAGUACAGCACCAACGUCCUGGCCCUCAACAAACAUCAGCACCGUGAGGACCACGACAAGAGACGCCACCUAUCCCACAAGUUCAGCCUGACAACCGCAUCUGAGUUCAAAUGGAACGGCUCUAUCUACGGUUCGCGGAACCUGACAGUCUCAACCCUGCGUCUCACCAUUAUCCAAUUGGAAACCAAUGUGCCUGGACCAUUUAUGCAUCCUAACUGGGCAUCGCACAGGACCAACUGGAACAAAGCAGUGCAGAUGUGCAGCAAGGCCAGGGAAUUUGCUUUGGCCUUGGCCAUUCUGGAGUGUGCCAUCAAACCAGUGGUGAUGCUGCCUGUAUGGAAGGAUUCUCUUGGACACACAAGGCUACAUCGCAUGACCUCCAUGGAGCGGGAGGAGAAAGAGAAGGUGAAAAAGCGAGAGAAAAAACUGGAGGAUGAGGAGACACUGCAGCAGGCCACUUGGGUGAAGUACACCAUCCCUAUUAAACACCAGGUGUGGAAGCAGAAGGGGGAGGAGUACAGAGUGACUGGUUAUGGUGGCUGGAGCUGGGUCAGUAAGACCCAUGUGCCACGUUUUGUUCCAAAGCUACCAGGAAACACAAAUGUAAAUUACCGCAAAGAACUGGAGGCAGCUAAAGUGAGCAAGGACAAUGCAGCGUCUUGCACAAAUAACCAAAAGAAGUUGAUGGAAACUGAGAAGCAAAAUAAAGCGGAUAAGGACAAGGAGGAAGCGUCUAUAAUUGCAUCAGCUCAGAGCAUUUCAUCAGAGGAGGAAUGCAAACCUCAGAACUCCAAUGAUGAAGAAAAACCCACAGAGAAGGAGGAGGGAAAAAAUGUGGAAGAGAAGAGAGAGGAUGAAAAUAUGGAGGUUGACCCCUGCCCACAAACUGUUGCUUCAAGAGAUGAGAAAGAUGAAAAGAAAGGUCCUUCCUUACCUACUGUGGAGCCUGUAAGGGAAGAGCCAAUCCAGAAUGUUGAACAAUCCAAGGAGGAGACCAGUGCAUCAAAGCCCUACUAUGAUGUUGUGAAUGUCAGUGAGGGCUUCCAGCUGCGGACGGCUUAUAAGAAGAAGGUAAAGCCUUCCAAACUGGAUGGGCUCUUGGAGCGCCGGGUUAAACAGUUCACCUUGGAAGAGAAACAGAGGCUAGAGCGGGUGAGACAGGCAGCCCUGCUGUCCAAAAUGGCUGCCACAAAGCCUAAUUCAGGGGUUAAGACUGAAGGACCCACGUUAGGCAAACAGCAGCCUGCUGGGACCCCAUGUGUUAAAGCAGAAGAGAACGAGGAGAGUUUACAGGUCAAAGACCACGUGGUUAAAAAGCUUGAAUUUGAGCAGGAGCAGACGGAGGCAAAAACAGACAAUUUGGAUGUCAAAUCAGACUCUACAGCAACCAACCACAGCAAACGGACAGAGGUAAAUGCUCUGCAGGGGAACGGUGGGGAGGCCUUAGCCCAUAAAGAGGUGAAUGGAGGACCCUUAGACAACACUGAGCUCAACAAUAAAAGCAAUUGUAUAUCAGAGGCAAUAGAAAGCAAAGAAAAAACACAGAAGCCAGAGGUGGCUCGAAUGGCAGAGAAUGCUAAAAAACGUGGGUAUGAGGAGAUGGAGCAAGGCAGUGGACAGAGUAACACAAAGAGCAUGGAGGUAGACCAAAACAAGACCAGUCCAAUGCAAGUGAAUGGGAAAUCUAGGGUCAUCGCCACUGCAGCCUCAAACAUCAAUUCAGACCCAGCCAUUCCAGUCCAAGGUGACAUCAAGGAGCCUCAGAGAGAGCCUGUCAAGUCCCUGAUGAAUGGAGACCUCUCGCAAAAUGAUGCGUCCGACAUAUGUCAUGCACCUCCCCUGAAAGUCCCAAAAUUAGAGAACCAUGUGGCGGAGAAAGGAGACACUCUCAAUAAGAAUGAGGAUAUGGCCAUGGAGAGUGAGGGGACAAUACCUCCUAAGCUUCCAAACUCAAGCCUUUCUUGCAUGAAUAGUAAUAGCACAGACAAUUGCUGUAGUAGUGAAGGUUUGAAGGCUUCUGUCACCACUAAUACCACCACCACAGAGUCUCAAAAUGUCCCAACAACUGACAUGUCCAGCAGCAGUAGUAAGCCUGAUGUGACGUAUCAAGCAGCAAGUAGCGCAGUCUCCUGUGUUACCACUUCCACCACCACCCAGCCCAGCUCCCUUGCACCUGGGCCAGUUGUUUCCCAGAAGACCAAAAUUCCAGUCACUGACACCAAGAUGGGCAGCUCUGGUUCAACAACAACUAGCUCCAUGACAAUUAGUAAAGAGUAUUCCACCAGAGACCGAGUCAGCCUUCUGAGGUUCUCCAAAUCCAAGAAGGCACGCUCAGGCACCGCCCUGCCGUCCUACCGCAAAUUUGUUACUAAGAGCAGCAAGAAGAGUAUCUUUGUCCUGCCAAAUGAUGACCUGAAGAGGCUGGCGAGGAGAGCAGGCAUCAGAGAGGUGCCCAUCUUCAACUACAACGCCAAACCAGCUCUGGAUAUUUGGCCCUACCCUUCACCUCGGCCCACUUUUGGAAUCACAUGGAGGUACCGUCUACAGACUGUGAGGUCGCUGGCAGGGGUCAGCCUGAUGUUGAGGCUGCUGUGGGCCUGCUUGAGGUGGGACGACAUGGCUGUUAAGCCCUCUGCUACUGUAGGGACUACUCGAAAAGAAACCACGGACACAGACAUCACCACAACAGAGAUUAUAAAACGAAGAGACGUGGGGCCCUAUGGCAUCCGCUCAGAAUACUGCAUCAGAAAAAUCAUUUGUCCCCUUGGAAACAGGGACACUCCCAAAGAAACCCCCACUCCACAGCGGAAAGGCCUGCGUUCGAGUGCCUUGAGGCCCAAGAAGCAGGAGCCAGCCAAGCUGACUGGGCCUAUUGCUGUGGAGACAUGGGUGCCUGAAGAGGAAAUGGAGCUGUGGGAGAUCAGGGCCUUUGCAGAGAGGUUGGAGAGGGAGAAGUCACAAGGUGUUGAUCCCUCCAAGACUGGCAGUAGUCUGAAGACAGCAGAGGAUGUCAAGGCCCAUUUGGAGAAUCAGCUGAAACAAGCCCGACUGGCUGCACAGCAGAAACGUUUGGAGCAGCAGAGACCAAGUACAACUGCCACUGCUUGCACUACAACAGCCACCACCACCACCUCAGCCAGCACUCCCAGCACCCCAGCAUCCACGGGCCAGAGGACAGGUCAGGUCACAUCUGGAACCAAGAUGGUCCUCACCUCCAAACUAGGAUCUCCAAUUUCCUUCCAGCAAGACAAGAACUUCCACCAGUCUUUUGCUUCCUGGGUCAAGCAGGGUCAGAACAACAGCAGCUCAGCCUCCUCUGGCUCGGUGGCCACCGUGGCUAGCAGCAUCACCACCUCAGAGCAAACCUUCCAGAUCGCUGGCAGCCCAGUGACUGUGGGUGGCCAGGUCCUCACUGGCAGCCCAGUGACUGUGGGUGGCCAGGUCCUCACUGCCAAAUUCCCACUGCCCGCUAACAGCAAGAUUGUCACGCUCAACUUGCCCACUAAUCAAGGAGGUGUAGUCCAGCAGAAAGUCUUGGGCAUUUUCCCCUCUGGGCCUCCUGCAAACCUUCGGACAUACAGCACACUACAUCCUACGACUGGCAACAUCAACCUCAGAGCCACCACCUCUGGCUCAACUACUCACCAACAGGCCAUUAUAGCAGGAGGCCAAACACAGCCUGGCACUACAAUGAGCCAGGCAUCUACCCUGUCUACCUCUGUGGGCAGAAGUCCAGCAUUGGCUCAACAAGGCCAACCUCAGCAGGCUGCAACUCAGAUGGGCCGUGGCCAGCCUUUAGCCACAGCUGUGCCUGGUUCUACACCUGUGCAGACGGCAUCAGCUCAGAGAGCAGCAGGUCAGGCACCAUCACCUCGUGCAGCCACCACGGCUCCUGGACAGUCCCCUGUAGCUCCCUCCCAGACCAACAGACCACAGCAGGGUCAAGUCAAACUAACUAUGGCACAGCUCAUGCAGUUAACACAGGGUGCUCAGGGUGGUAAUCCAGGUCUGACAGUGGUGAUCCAGGGUCAGGGCCAGACGCAGGGCCAGCUGCAAAUCAUCCCACAGGGUGUAACAGUCAUCCCCGGCCCUGGUCAGCAGCUAAUGCAGGCGGCCAUGCCUAAUGGCCAGGUCCAGCGCUUCCUCUUCACUCCAGUGCCCCCAUCCUCGUCAGCUUUAACUUCAGCACCCAGUACUGCUGCCUCUACAAAGCCUGUCGUACCUCAGAGCCUUCAAACCCAAAUAUCAGCUCCAGCUCGAGCCAGAACUGCUGCACAAGUCCAGACGACUCCCUCAGCCUUAGCCCAAACACAAAUGGCAGCCCCUGUACCUACCCAAACACAAAUGCCAAGUUUGGCCCCCACCCCAGCUUCAAUCCCUGUGCAAACCCAAGUUACAGCCCCUGUACCCACCCCAACACAAAUCCCAAGUUUGACCACCACCUCAGCUUCAAUUCCUGUCCAAACCCAAGUUGCAGCCCCCGUGCCUCCUGCAGCCCAGACCUCAAUGCAAACACAAGUUCCAGCUGUUACCCCAUUGUCCAUCCAUGCACAACAGCAAAUAUCUGCUCCUGUGCCUCCCCUGCCACAAGCUGCAGCCCAGGCCUCCACAAAGGUUUUAUCCUCAACACCAGCCUCUAUCCCCACACAACCCCAAGUGGCAAGAUCUGUGCCUGCCGUUGCACAAAAUGCAGUCCCAUCUAUGAGUCAGAAAGCGUUCACCUCAGCCACAGAUCCUGCACAAAACCGAACUGAAGUCCCAGCCACGGUCCAAACCCAAGUCUCCAACCUUACCCCAGGCUCGUUCCCUUCACAAACCCAAACUGCAGUGUUGCUACCAGUCCCAGGACAAGUUGCACCCCAGUCCCAGAUCCAAGCACAUUCCCCCAGCCCUUUACCAGGCUUAACCUCAGCCCCUGUCCAGAUGCAUAUUACUGCCCCUGCAACAGCUGUAGCCCCUGUCUCAGUCAAGGCUGCCCAAGUUGCUGCUACAGCAGCUGCUACUAACUCGGGCCAAAUGCAAGCUUCUGCCUCUCUUCCAUCUGCUUUCCCAGUUCCAACCCCUGCUCUUGCUCCUGUCUCUGCACCUGUCAUAGCUGUUGUGUCCACCCAAAUUGCUGUCCCGUCCCCAGCCAAAGCGCUAACCCAAAUCCAAGCCACAGCUCCUGUUCCCCUGCACGCUGCUGUGGCCAGUGCUGUUGUCACACCAGUAACAGCAACCUCUACAACACCUUCAGUGCCAGCUCUGACAGAGCAGAGGGCAGCUCAGCCCCAGGUUUGGACUCCAGCUGUAUCUCAAGCUCAGACUUCAGCUCCCAUUCAGGCACCUGUCCUGGCCACUGUACCUGCCUCUGUCCCUGCGUUGGUCUCCACACAUUCACCCGUCACCCCUUUGCCUCAAGCAUCUCUUACUCCCCAGUCUCAAGCACAAGUCCAGCGCCCUACCGUUGUAUCAGUGCAGCAGGUGUCUCAAAUGCCAGUCUCAGGAGUGGAGGUUCAUAUGACGGGAUUACCAGUCUCUUCUGUUGUGACCACUGUGAGACCCUCCCAGCCUCAGCUCCAGCCCCAAACCAGUACUCAACUAAAACCCCAGCCUCAAGCCCAAAUCCAUGCACAGAUUCAGGUCCAGCCCUUUGGCCAAGUCCAACAAAUGCCAAACAUUCAGGCUCAAGCUCAUCUCCAGUCCCAAGCACAAGCCCAAAUCCACCCCCAGGUCCGAGUUCAGUUUCAGCCACGGGCACCCCAAGCCCAAGUACAGCCCGUUGCUCAAAUCCAACCUCAGGUGCAGUUUCAGACUCAAAACCAAACUUUGCCCCAGGUCCAGGCCCAAGCCCAAGCCCAGGCCCAACUCCAGUCAAGGGUCCAACCUCAGUACCUCCCCCAGGUACAAGCUUCAUUUCAAACACAGACGCAAACCCAACCCCAGGCUCAGCAACAGCCCCAGGUCCAACCUCAGCCCCAGGUUCAGUCGCAGCCUCAGGUUCAGUCUCAGGCCCAAACCCAACUCCAUCCCCAGGUUCAGGUCCAGUUCCAGCAACAGAGCCAGAUUCAACCUCAGGCCCCACAGCAACCCCAUGUCCAAACCCAGCCCCAGUUUCAAGUCCAGUCGCCGCAGCAGACCCAUGUCCAGCAACAGCUUCAGGUCCAAGCCCAACCCCAAGUCCAAGCUAAGCUCCAGGUCCAGUUCCAACCUCAGAACCAAAAUCAAGUUCAAACGCAGCCUCAGCUCCAGGUACAGUCUCCAAUCAGGCAUCAGCUCAUCACUGUUCCUGGCCUGCAACAGCCAGUUCAGUUACUCUCAGCCCUGCCACCCCAUGUGGCAGCCCAGAUCCAAGCCCAGAUCCAGGCACAGGCACAGCAGCAGGGUGGCACAGUUCCGCAGCAGAUCAAACUGCAGCUGCCUAUCCAGAUCCAGCAGACAGGGGGGCAGAUUCAAACCCACCAGAUCCAGAACAUGGUGACCAUACAGGCACCAGCGAGCGUCCAGGAGCAGCUUCAGAGGAUGCAGCCGCAGCCGCAGCAGCAGCAGCAGCCGCAGCCGCCGCAGCAGCAGCCGCAGCCGCAGCAGCAGCAGCAGCAGCCGCAGCAACCACCACCAAAGAAGAAGAAACACCAUGAGACCAAAAGGGAACAGAGAGAGCAGAAUCUGCAGUCUGUUGGCCCUGGGGAUGGCAUCCAAAAACAGGUGGUAGUUAAGCAGAAUGCUACAGCAGAGCAGCUGAAACAGAGGAAGACCCUGGCUGCAGCUGAGCGAGAAGAGAACCAGAGAAUGAUUGUGUGCAACCAGGUGAUGAAGCUCAUUCUUGACAAGAUUGAGAAGGAUGAGAAGCAGGCAGCUAAGAAGAGAAAAAAGGAGGAGGUGGUGGAGCAGAAACGCUCCAAGCAGAACGCAACCAAGCUAACUGCACUCCUGUAUAAGCACAAAGAACAGCUGAAAGCUGAGAUCCUGAAAAAGAGGGCCCUGCUAGACAAGGAGCUGCAGCUGCAAGUACAGGAUGAGCUGAGGCGGGACAUAGCAAGGCUACAGAAAGAAAAGGAAAAAGCCAGAGCUGCUAUAACCCAAGCUGCUGCAGCAACAGUCAAGGCAGCAUCUUCCCACUCCUCCCAUCCUUCUCACUCUAUGCAUUCCUCUCACAGUACCCACACAGUGACCCCAUCUUCCUCAUCCCAUAAACGCAAGAGAGAAGAGGAGAGAGACAAAGACAGAAACAGAGAUAGGGACAGGCAUCACGACAAGGACAAGAAACGGGACAAGGACAGAGACCGAUAUAGAGACAGAGAUAAAGACAGAGACCGGGAUCGAGAGAGGGAGAGAAACCGAGAGCGGGACAGACAUCGGGACAGAGACAAGGAAAGAGAUAGAGACAAAGACCGAGACAAGGACAGAGAUUCCAGCUCAUCAAAACACAAGAAGAAGAAGAAGCUCUCUUCUACCUCAAAGGAUCACAAGAAGGACACCAAACUGUACUGUAUCUGCAAAACACCCUACGACGAGUCAAAGUUUUACAUAGGGUGUGACCUGUGCUCCAACUGGUUUCAUGGCGCAUGUGUGGGUAUCACAGAGAAGGAGGCCAAGAAGCUGGAGGACUUUGUGUGUAAUGACUGUAAACGUGGCCAGGAGGGAGGAAGCAAUGAGGAGCUAUACUGCAUCUGCCGGACACCAUAUGACGAAUCACAGUUCUACAUAGGUUGCGACCGCUGCCAGAACUGGUACCACGGGCGCUGUGUGGGCAUCUUGCAGAGUGAGGCAAAUCACAUCGAUGUGUACGUGUGCCCGCAGUGUCAGUCGACAGAAGACGCCAUGACGGUCCUCACGCCGCUCACUGACAAAGACUAUGAGGGGUUGAAAAGAAUAUUACGCUCGUUACAGUCUCACAAAAUGGCAUGGCCUUUCCUUGAACCAGUGGAUCCCCACGAUGCACCUGAUUAUUAUCGUGUGAUCAAGGAGCCAAUGGACUUUUCCACAAUGGAAACCCAUUUGCAAAAGCGACAUUACCACAAGCUCACAGAGUUUGUGGCUGACGUGACCAAAAUCUUCGACAACUGCCGCUACUACAAUCCCAAUGACACGCCCUUCUUUCAGUGUGCUGAGGUGCUGGAAGCCUUCUUUGUACAGAAGCUUAAAGGUUUCAAAGCGAGCAGAUUGUCAGAUUCUUAAGUGGGCCAGUCUAGCUGGAGUCUGGACUGGAUGCUGGGUUUUCUAGAAAUAAUGAAAUGGAAACCUUCUGUUUCCAAAAAUUUAAAAAUAUCCAUCAAUAAAAAAAACAACAAAAAAACAAAAAAAACAACACCACAAGAACACGCACUUGAACACCAAAUGUGCUUUCAUGUAAAUGUCACCAAUUUAAAGUUUUUCCAGUAAAAAUAUAUGUAAUAAUCACAGAAUGGCAGCCAUGUUGACAAGUGUUAAUAAUGUAAUUGAGGGACAUGCUUUCUUCUAAUCAGGAUACUAGCCUUUUUGAACAAACCCAUCACCGUAGCUAGGUUUUCAGUGAUAUUUUAAAUGCAUUUUAGUUCUUAACUUGUAUUUAUUUUCUGUUAUACAUUUGAGUUGGAUUGAAUAUGUUGAGAAUGUUGACCUUUCCAGAUAUAAGAAUAUAUAAAGCUGCAUAUUUUAUUAUAGAGUAAUAUUUAUGAGACGUUUUGUAUGUUGCUCUCCCCUAGUGUUUGAUUUAGCUGGUUGUUAAGAUGGCUGUCUUGAGUGUACAUAUGUUUUAUCAUGUACAGUGGUUGUAAGAUAUAUAUCUGACUUUGAAUGUUUGGAUGUUUUAAAUAAUUAUGAAACAAACCAUUUUAGAUAGUAUUGUUUUAGAAGACCAAAAUGUACUAUGAAGAGUGAGGAAUUUCACCUCAUCUUGUUCCUCACUUAAUAAUGUAACCUCAGUUUGUAGUUGCGGAAGAUUUCUUCAUUAAUAAAGGCAUUCCCAAUAAAUUACACCAA
This is a messenger RNA of Xiphias gladius (swordfish), 11550 nucleotides long. It is a transcript of the gene bptf, whose product is annotated as bromodomain PHD finger transcription factor. The record is from RefSeq and is a predicted model, not a curated record. Lineage: Eukaryota; Metazoa; Chordata; Actinopteri; Istiophoriformes; Xiphiidae. Bases 319 to 10767 code for a protein of 3482 amino acids. The transcript is spliced from 32 exons. Gene Ontology annotation, biological process: regulation of transcription by RNA polymerase II. Gene Ontology annotation, cellular component: NURF complex. Gene Ontology annotation, molecular function: RNA polymerase II cis-regulatory region sequence-specific DNA binding.